AUGAGUCUUCUCGUAACUGUGUUGAAGCGCGCACCGUACCAAUCUUCUAUUCGAUCAAUUUCUAGACUGCCGGCUGCACGCACCAUGCAUAUCCAAUCGAUUCCGAUGUGGGAGGGGUCUGGCAACAACUAUGCCUACCUCGUUUCCGACGACAAGACCAAGGACGCCGUGAUCAUUGAUCCUGCACACCCUCCGGAGGUGCUUCCUGUGCUGCAACAACAAACCGAGAGCGGGGCGAUCAAGCUGUCGAAGAUCAUCAACACACACCACCACCACGACCAUGCUGGCGGCAACGGCGAGAUUCUGAAGCACUACAAGCUGCCCAUUAUCGGUGGCAAGGACUGCGCGCACAAGACGACGACGCCGGGCCACAAGGAGACCUUCACCGUCGGCGAUAGCAUAAAGGUGACGGCGUUGCACACUCCGUGCCAUACCCAGGACAGCAUUUGCUACUUCUUCGAGGAUGGUAGCGACAAGGCCGUUUUUACUGGUGACACUCUUUUCAUUGGCGGAUGCGGCCGCUUUUUCGAGGGCACUGCUGCGGAAAUGAACAAGGCUCUGAAUGAGACCCUCGCUGCAUUGCCCGAUGAUACGAAGGUGUUCCCCGGACACGAGUACACGAAGGGCAAUGUUGCUUUCGCAAAGAAGGUCCUUCAGAAUGCCGCCAUUCAGAAGUUGGAUACCUUCUCGCAGGAGAACAAGCAGACCCAGGGCAAAUUCACGAUUGGAGAUGAGAAGGAGCAUAACGUCUUCAUGAGGCUCACGGACCCCGAAAUUCAGAAGGCUGUGGGCAAGACCGAUCCUAUUGAGGUCAUGGCAGUCCUCCGUGAGAUGAAGAACAAGUCGUAG
Lasiodiplodia theobromae is the source of this 849-nucleotide messenger RNA. RefSeq names its product Beta-lactamase. Lineage: Eukaryota; Fungi; Ascomycota; Dothideomycetes; Botryosphaeriales; Botryosphaeriaceae. The transcript is spliced from 5 exons. The coding region runs from base 1 to 849 and encodes 282 amino acids. Gene Ontology annotation, molecular function: hydroxyacylglutathione hydrolase activity. The record is from RefSeq and is a predicted model, not a curated record.